GUCACGCGGCCGUUACGCCGCCCGGGCGUCCAGGCGCGCGCGAUUUAAAUGCGUCUGGGCGCCCUCGACGGCAAGAUGGGUCCUCCUUACCCAGAGAUCCGUGGACACCCCCUCAGUGUCUCCUCACCGUCCGAGCGGGCGUUCUCCAUGUCGCUCCCCAAGAAGGCCUCUCUCAACACUCCUGGCACCCCAGUGCUCCAAGACUUCCCUCAGAAUGACGACGAGAAGGAGCGCCUGCAGCGGAGACGCUCCAGGGUCUUCGACCUGCAGUUCAGCACAGACUCGCCGCGCUUGCUAGCCUCGCCCUCCAGCAGGAGUAUCGAUGUGUCAGCUACGAUCCCUAAGUUUACCAACACGCAGAUUUCAGAGCAUUACUCCACCUGUAUCAAGCUGUCCACUGAAAAUAAAAUCACUACCAAGAAUGCUUUCGGCUUGCACCUGAUUGAUUUUAUGUCAGAGAUCCUGAAGCAGAAAGACACCGAGCCAACCAACUUUAAAGUGGCUGCUGGCACCUUGGAUGCCAGCACCAAGAUCUAUGCUGUGCGUGUGGAUGCUGUCCAUGCAGAUGUGUACAGAGUCCUGGGAGGGCUGGGCAAAGACGCGCCGUCUGCUGAGGAAGGAGAGAACCACGCCCCAGAUAGUGGUGCAACCGAAACAGGAACAGCCAAAAAGGCUCCAAAGCCGAAGAAAAAGCAUUCGUACAAAACCAUCGAGCAGAACAUAAGCAACCUCAACGUCUCUGAAGCAGAUCGAAAGUGCGAGAUCGAUCCCAUGUUCCAGAAGACGGCGGCCUCGUUUGACGAGUGUAGCACAGCAGGGGUGUUUCUGUCUACCCUCUGCUGCCAUGACUACAGGAGUGAGCUGCUCUUCCCCUCCGAAGCCCACACCCUGUCCACAGGAGAGCCACUCCACUUCCCAGAUUUAGGUUGGGUAGAAAUGACAGAUUUAAAAGCUCCCUUGCAGCAGUGUGUGGAAGAUCGCCAGAUCUGCCCUUCCCUGGCCGGCUUCCAGUUCACUAAGUGGGACAGUGAAACCCAUAAUGAGUCCGUGUCGGCCCUGGUGGACAAGUUUAAGAAGAACGAUCAGGUGUUCGACAUCAACGCCGAGGUGGAGGAGAGUGACUGCGAGGACUUCCCUGAUGGGCCCCCGGAGGACGACUUUGAUGCCAAUGAUGAACCCGACCACAGCGCCGCUGGCGAUCAGACAGAGCUCAGGAGCUGGAAGGAGCCCUGCCAAGUCCAGAGCUGCCAGGAAGAAGUGAUUUCCCUUGGAGAUGGAGACAUUAGGACCAUGUGCCCCCUGCUGUCAAUGAAACCUGGAGAAUAUUCCUAUUUCAGUCCACGGACCAUGAAGAUGUGGGCUGGCCCAGAUCACUGGCGCUUUAGGCCUCGACCCAAACAAGAUUCCGCCUCUCAGUCAGAGAGCAGAAAGAAGAGUACGAAGAAGGAUUUUGAGAUUGACUUUGACGAUGAUAUUGACUUUGAUGUGUAUUUUCGAAAAACAAAGGCUGCUACUGUUCUGACCAAGUCCACUUUGGAGAACCAGAACUGCAAGGCUACCACUCUUCCUACAGAUUUCCACUAUGAGGUUGACACUCUGGUGCAGCUUCAUCUCAAACCAGGCACCAGGUUGCUUAAGGUGGCCAAGGGCCAGGAGGCAAAGGCUGAGCAUUAUGAAGAACUUGGAGACUAUGAUUACAACAACCCAAACGACACCUCCAACUUCUGCCCUGGGCUGCAGGCUGCCGACAGUGACUAUGAAGAGUCGGACGACUUUGUGGGACCGGGCGGAGACUUUGACCUGACAGCUCAUCCUCAGACGACACAAGAGAAUGGCCACACUCCUGAAGGCCCACGAUUAGACAUCACUACGUACGGGGACUCCAAUCUGCUGGCUGAGCCUCAGAAGGUAAAUAAAAUUGAAAUUCAGUAUGCCAAGACUGCCAAGAAGAUGGACAUGAAGAAGCUGAAGCAGAGCAUGUGGAGUUUGCUGACAGAGAUUUCCAGAACGGAAGCAGACACAAAGGCCAACCACAACGAACCUGGGAAAGAAGGGGCCCCGGCCGAGGUGGCCGGCGAGAAGAUGCUCAGUGGGCUCACCCAGAACCUGCAGAGGAGCCUGCCCCCACUCAUGGCUCAGAACCUCUCCAUUCCCCUGGCCUUUGCUUGCCUCCUGCAUUUAGCCAAUGAAAAGAAUCUCAAGCUGGAAGGAACAGAAGAUCUUUCUGACGUUCUUGUGCGGCAAGGAGAGUGAGUCCGCUGCGGAGGAGCUGGCAGCAAGAGGCCCAUCGCUUUUCCUGUGGCCAGGGCGUCUUCAUGGGAGGGCGACGAUGCCAGGGCUGGCAGACAGGCCCCAGCCACCAGCAGCGUGCACACAGGCUGGGCCCCAGCACCUGUAGUUCUGUCCGUGAUGGAUGGAAGUGCUCUGCCCUGGGGUAACCACCCAAGGGGAGGGAAGACUGUACCCGUCUGUGUCUGUGCAUAGUUUUGUUUCCUGUAUUGAUUUGUCUUAUUUCCCACAUUUGAGUUAAAAAAAUUUUCCAGUAGGUCCUUGAUGUUAGCCCUAAAUAGCUACUUAAUCCAUGUACAGAAAAUUCAUCAUAUGUACACUUACAGAUGUAUAUAAAAUGCUUAAAAAUACAAUCCUUCUGAGGAAUAUGUCUGACAAAAUAUUUUUUAUUUAUUU
Messenger RNA from Lepus europaeus (European hare), 2685 nucleotides. It is a transcript of the gene NCAPH, whose product is annotated as non-SMC condensin I complex subunit H. Gene Ontology annotation, biological process: mitotic chromosome condensation. The record is from RefSeq and is a predicted model, not a curated record. Gene Ontology annotation, cellular component: condensin complex. Gene Ontology annotation, molecular function: chromatin binding. Lineage: Eukaryota; Metazoa; Chordata; Mammalia; Lagomorpha; Leporidae. The transcript is spliced from 18 exons. Bases 49 to 2253 code for a protein of 734 amino acids.